UUUCGUUUUGUGUGCAGCAUGUCUAAGAAGGAAAAAGAUACCACGAAAAUAACUCCUGCUGAAGUCGGUAGUCAUCGUCUUGAAGUUAUAGAAACACCAGGAGAAGAAGACGAAACAUGUAAAACAUUUGUAUUCCAUAAUGAAGACCACACACUGGGAAAUUCUCUGCGUUAUAUUAUAAUGAAAAAUCCUGAUGUAAAGUUUUGUGGAUACAGUGUCCCGCAUCCCUCAGAACAUAAAAUCAAUUUCCGUGUUCAGACCUACGGGAAACCAGCAGUAGAUAUUCUAAAGAAAGGUUUAAAAGAUUUAAAUGGUGCAUGUGAACAUGUGUUACGGACUUUUGAGAAUAGUGUGUCUGAGUUUAAGAACAGGAAUACAUCUUCUGAGAUGGACACAAGCUGAGAAAUGGAUUGUUUAAAAAAAAUCCUAGCAGAUUCAUGUGUGUAUAAAGUUACACAAUAAAUAUGGGUGUCUUUCUUAACAGUAUUGAAGAAUAUAAUGACAGAUACAUAGCAUGUGCCACAUAAAUUUAAUGUGAAAUUGUUAGGAAAGUCAGAUAACUCUGUUCAUGGUGUUAUAUGUUUAUGUAUGUAUACAUUCAUAUGAUGGAGUUGUCAUUAAAUUGUUUUAAAGAAAAACUAAAAAAUUUAGAUUCACCACAUGUUUAUGUUUCAUUUGAUUUGCCUAAUUAAUGUAUUGUCAUCUGUAGUUAUAAUUUUUCAUUGGAUUACCAUUGCAGUCCAUCCAGUGAAUUUUUGACUAUUGAAACAACUACAAGAUUGUCAGUCAGAGCUCAGACAUGAAUAAAUCAAAUUUUUCUUUUGA
Messenger RNA from Mytilus californianus (California mussel), 825 nucleotides. RefSeq names its product DNA-directed RNA polymerases I and III subunit RPAC2-like. The transcript is spliced from 5 exons. Gene Ontology annotation, cellular component: RNA polymerase I complex; RNA polymerase III complex. The coding region runs from base 19 to 402 and encodes 127 amino acids. The record is from RefSeq and is a predicted model, not a curated record. Gene Ontology annotation, biological process: DNA-templated transcription. NCBI's taxonomy places the organism in Eukaryota, Metazoa, Mollusca, Bivalvia, Mytilida, Mytilidae. Gene Ontology annotation, molecular function: protein dimerization activity; DNA-directed RNA polymerase activity; DNA binding.